Messenger RNA from Episyrphus balteatus (marmalade hoverfly), 885 nucleotides. RefSeq lists its product as uncharacterized. The record is from RefSeq and is a predicted model, not a curated record. Bases 153 to 770 code for a protein of 205 amino acids. Lineage: Eukaryota; Metazoa; Arthropoda; Insecta; Diptera; Syrphidae. The transcript has 3 exons.
UAAAAUCAACAACAAACAAACAAAACAAAAAAACAAAAUACGACUGAAAAGUUCAAGGAAAUCUCAAGCAAGGACGUGAGCAAACAUCAAAAUUUUAUAAAAGUCAUUUGCGAAAAGGGACGCACAGGACAAACAUGUUGUAAAGUGAUAACAUGCCAUGCCUAUGCCAAUAUUUUACAACUGAGCUAGGGCUGCGUGUCAAGGCUUCUUUAUUAGAUGUCAAAGACAACGACGGAAACGGAAACGAAAAUAUUGAAAAAGGCCAAGUUAUAACGGGGGAGGUUUCUGCAUCAGAAUUGGCAAAUUGCAAAGCAGAAAUUCAUAAGCUUCAAAAAGAUCUUUCGAGUUAUAGAAUUUUAGAGGAAAACAUGGAGUUUUUAAUGAAGAAAAUGAUAGGUGAACAACAAUUUUUAGUGGCAGAAAUAACCGAUCUUCGGAAAAUCAAUGAAGAUAUGAGAUUACAACAAACUGCUGAUAGAAACAAUCAAGCUUUGGAACGUAGUGCAUUGUUAAGAGAACUGAAUGAAAUCAAAAGCCAUCUUUAUGAGCGGUCAAAUGUUGUGGGUCAACUACUUCAGCAAAACGAAUCCUUAACCAAUGCACUCAAAGAUGCGAAUGAAAAAAUAUACGCAAUGGGAAUGAAGUAUCUGAAGUUGCGAAGUAAUAGGGGUGCUUCAAAGAGAACAACUAUCAAAAAUGAUCAUCGCGAAGAUGAGGAAAAAAGUUAUGAUAGCAGUGUUUCAGAUGAGUCUUUGGGAUGUGAUCAGUAGCAAUUUUUUUUUCUUUAGAACUUUGAGCAUUUCAAUAUGUUUAUUCACCAAAUUACAAAACAUAAAACAUUAUCAACAUUAAACAUUAUCAACAUUAAAUGAAAAUUCAAUAUAA